AUGGCCCCCAAGCGUCCUACCCCAUCUACCCCUUCUGCUGCCAAGAAGAGGAAGGUCCUGAGCCUAGCACAGAAGAUGGAGAUGAUUGAGAGUGUUGAAGGAGGCCUGGGGUGGACCGAAGCUGCCAAGAAGUUUGGGCUGCACGAGGCAUCUGUCCGCACGAUUUACAAGACGCGGGACAAAAUCAGGUGGAUCAUAGAGCAAGUCGACCAGAAGAAGAUCAACAUGGACGGCGUUGCCAUAAGGGAAAAGGCAAGGAACCUGUACGAGCACCUGGCUCAGCAGGAACCUACGUCUUCCACCUCUGCUCCAGCGACGUUCAUCGCCAGCCGUGAAAGCGGGUCCGCCGACACCGACGCAGCCCAACCAUACGUGCCAGUCUUUAAGUUCUUGGUUGUCGAGGGGAACUACAGUCCUGAGCAGGUGUUCAGUGCAGACGAAACUGGCCUUUUUUACAAGAAGGUGGGGAAUCAAACCUACAUCCACAAGGAAGUCAAGAAGCUGCCAGGAUUUAAGGCAUUCAAGGACAGACUGACACUGAUGUUUGUAGGGAAUGCUGCAGGAGACUGCAAGAUCAAACCACUCCUUGUUUGUCGUUCUGCCAACCCAAGGGCUCUGAAGGGACUGAACAAGCGGUUCCUUCCAGUAAUCUGGAAGUCCAACAAGAAAGCCUGGAUGACAGCUAAGAUAUUCGAGGAGUGGUUCUACCACGACUUCAUCCCUCAGGUGCAGUUGUAUCUUGCUGGGAAAAAACCUGGCUUUCAAGGCUGUGCUGCUGGUGGACAGUGCUGGUGGACACACCUCACAGUCACUGAACCUGGACCACCCAAAUGUCUGUGUGUCCUACCUUCCCCCCAGGACAACAUCACUGCUUCAACCGAUGGACAUGGAGUCAUCAAGACAUUCAAGUUUAAUUAUCAGAGGGCUGUCUACAGGGAAGCCCUCAAGAAAAUGGAUACAGACAGCAGCAUGACUUUCAUGGAUUUCUGGAAGCAGUAUAACAUCCGCAAUGCCCUCACUCUCAUCAAGCAAGCAUGGAAUGAAGUCCAAUCGUCCACCAUCAAUGCCUGCUGGAAUGCACUCUGGCCUGAGUGUGUGCAUGAUUUCAGAGGCUUCCCUACAGUGCAUUCACAGAUGCAGGACAUCAUCAGUCUGGCUCACACAGUUGGGGAAGAAGGCUUUGAUGACAUGACUGAGGAAGAUGUGGAUGAUGUGAUUGACUCACAUGAUGCUGAGCCUUCAUCUAAAGAGUUGCUGCAGCUGGAGGAAGAAGAGGCAAGAGGAGGUGCUGAUGACGAGGAUCUUGAUGAUGAUGAAGAGACCAAGCCUGUCUUCACCAUCAAGACUCUUCAUAAUUUGCUGAAAGUCAUGGAAGAUGCAACAUCCCUCUUCAUUGAAACAGAUCCCAUCCUGGAGAGGAGCAUUAAAUUCAAGAGGGGUGUUGAGGAGCUUCUUUUGCCCUACAAGGAGACCUUACGCAAAAAUGGAAGCAUCUCACAGUUCCGCUACUACAGAGAUGCCACAGUUGCAAACACAGUAACACAGUCCAAGGUAACAGCGGGGCAGGGAACAGGCACAAGUGAACGUGAGCACGCUAUCGUAGGGUAG
This is a messenger RNA of Portunus trituberculatus (swimming crab), 1608 nucleotides long. Its product is annotated as tigger transposable element-derived protein 1-like. The transcript has 4 exons. Gene Ontology annotation, cellular component: nucleus. NCBI's taxonomy places the organism in Eukaryota, Metazoa, Arthropoda, Malacostraca, Decapoda, Portunidae. Bases 1 to 1608 code for a protein of 535 amino acids. The record is from RefSeq and is a predicted model, not a curated record. Gene Ontology annotation, molecular function: DNA binding.